Molecule: messenger RNA, 1053 nt
Organism: Nerophis lumbriciformis (worm pipefish)
Lineage: Eukaryota; Metazoa; Chordata; Actinopteri; Syngnathiformes; Syngnathidae
Source: RefSeq, a predicted model, not a curated record
AUGUGUGAAGGACCUUCAUCGAUAUGUGGACCAAUCCCUCCAGACCCGUCACUGUUUCCCCAGUAUUACAAAAGGCCUGCUUCAGCUCUGGGUCGUUUGGAAGGAAACAAACGGGGUACGGCGACCCUGCUGUCAGGGCCCUUCGCUCCAGAUCCUGUACUGCACCCCGAAUGCUACAGCGCGAGAGGUACAGCACGACGUCCACGCAUCAGCGCAAAAGCUUCUCACAUUCUAGAACGUGGGCAGAGAGGUGUCAUAAGGGAGCUCCUGGAAGCGGAUUGUUAUCCUGCCACAGAGAUAAUUAAACCUAAAGAGCGAGAGUUGAACUUCCGUAAAGAGAACAUCCUACGUCUUCGGGAAAUCCAGAGGCGUUGCAAAGAAAGUGAAGCUGAGAGGGCUCGCUCCGCUCCACUCAAAGCUUUGUGGACUUCUUCUAAAUACGACAAUAUCCGAUCCAAAUUCAUGGAAGACUUACAGAUUACCAGUCCGGCCGUGAAACCGCAGUGUCGAAACUUUCUCAAGGCUCACUCUAAAAAUAAAGUGCCGCCGAGACCGCACUCGACAUCCACCGCUGUGACCCUGCGUCAGUCUUGCACACCCAUACAGGACAAGAAUUUGCAAGUGAAAGGCCAGACCAUAGACUUCAUCAGGUAUAAUGCACUGGCUGCAGGAAAAACAAUGCAGAGGUCACAGUCACUGACAAACCUGCAGGAUAAACCAGUGCCCAGUGCUGCGAUAGGCCAGGUUCCUCAGUACAUAAAAGAGAGGAAAAAGCAGUGGCGUAAAGAGGAGGAGGAGGAGAAAAGGAAGAAACUUAAUCCAUCAGUUCCAGAUGGACACACUUUAAUGACUGACAGCGACAGGCAAGAAACUCUGAAGAGGCUGAAAGAGAAUCAUCGCUCUUUGGUGACAGAGUUGCUGUUGCUGCCGCUUAAAGCGGACAACCUGAGCGUUCGCGCGCGCCGCGCUUACCUCGAUAGAAGACUUUCUGAGAUCGAGGAAGCGAUCAAAAUAUUUUCCAGGGCUAAAGUUUAUGUCAAACUUAAUUCAUAA